Molecule: messenger RNA, 997 nt
Organism: Corticium candelabrum
Lineage: Eukaryota; Metazoa; Porifera; Homoscleromorpha; Homosclerophorida; Plakinidae
Exons: 1
Coding region: 20-799 (259 amino acids)
Source: RefSeq, a predicted model, not a curated record
GGUGUCAACGUACGCGGCGAUGGUACCUUCACUGUGUGCUUUUGCGGGGUUGAUUCUCUGCUCUUGUUCAUUGUACGCACGCGCAUCGGUUUUGACACCGAAACGGUACACACUGAGGUACGGCAGGGAGUACAGCUCGACUUGUUUCGAGCACUUCAAGGGUCUGUUCCAUUCUGAUGCUCAUUUUGUUGUGAACGUCAUUGCAUGCGAAUGCGCAUCCAGCUACGAGAACUCUAGUUUGAAGGCUGAAUUGAACUUCAAAAUUGCUAAAAAGGUCGACGUAGACCGCAACGACUCUACCAGCAAGGGGCACAGUACCGAUGGUCUCACUCAGAGCACAGACGUCAAUGCAGAAGGUGGCGUCGUCGGACAACAGCCCAAACAGCAGGGUCUUGCUGCAGUUGGAAAGAAGGCUGCUCGAGCAGAGAACAGAGCAGGCAAACAGGUCAAGCGAACAGGUGCCAAUACAAAGUCUAAAAAUGCAGUGAAAAAGGCGUCCAGCAUUGUCAAGAAUUCGAAAGGACAGACUGAUGAUCUCGAGACUCAGACGGGCACUAACCGCACUGUCGAGAGUCCGACGUCUAGGAUAUUUGAUCAGCUGGGGAGGGAAACCCGCGAGGGUCACGGUCGUAGAUGCAAACCACUGCCUAAGAACGAGACCGUUGGCAUUCGAAAUUGUAGGAAACUACUGAUUGGCGAGCAGUGCAGCGCGGCAAAGGCAGGAAUCUACUCUGUGAUUCUCAAAGGUUAUGGAAACUUCAAAGUUCUUGUAACCAGGCAUGUGGCAGGACUGAACUAAAAAAGUCUACUGCAUUAUGAUGGGUUUCUUUAAUAACUAGUAGAUUUCGUGACUAGAGGUAGUAACUAGAUACAGCAUUAGAGAUGGGCACCUGUUGAGAAUGUAAGGAGCACGUGGACAUUGUUUCUCGUACAUACACAUAUGCUAUGACAUGACUAUCGGUAAUACGAUCUAGAAUAUACUGUCAACAUAUUAAUG